Molecule: messenger RNA, 5150 nt
Organism: Loa loa (African eye worm)
Lineage: Eukaryota; Metazoa; Nematoda; Chromadorea; Rhabditida; Onchocercidae
Exons: 25
Coding region: 29-4675 (1548 amino acids)
Source: RefSeq, a predicted model, not a curated record
UUUGAGGAUCAUAACUUAUAUUUACUCGAUGGAUGAAACUGAAAAUUUUCUGAUGGAAGAGAGUCGCCGAACACGAGGGAAUAGUGACAAUAAAUUGACGUGCCCAGAAGAGAACGUUAUGCAGAAAGGCGUAACAGAUGAGUUCGAGUUUGAGGAGGCAGUGGACAGAUAUGGUAUCCGUACAGGUGUUACUCCCGAAGUCGCGCAUGUAGAAUCUGAUUCCACGGAGCGGGCUUCAUUAGUAACAAAAGACCGUGAAAAAGUAGUUGUGGACAGAGCAUGCUCACGUUCUGAGACAAGUAGAAACGAAAGUUUUGGUGAAGAAUUUGACGCUACAAGUCAAGAUGUUCAAGAAAAUCAAUGUAAUGAUCGUAGUACUGGAAAUGCUGUCAAUGAGUUGGAAAAACAAAGCUCAUUAGAGAUAUCGGAAAAUAAGGUUGAGGAAACCACACAUGGCAGUCCAGAAACAGCAGAAAUACGAAGUAUUUAUAAUACUGGAAAACCUCAUUCACAAGGUCCGAAACACUAUAUCCCUCCAGGUUGGGUAUAUCACGGUGAAAGCGACGGGUAUCGGUAUUAUGUAGGUUGUGCUGGAGAGAUGUAUUCAGUGGACAGAGAUGGCUACUGGUACAUGCAGGAUAGCACUGGCAAUUUUAUCCCAUACACCGGUUAUCAGUAUAACCGCGGAGCGCAUAGUUCCCUAUUUCCGCGUGACAGUCAAGGGCGGUUCAUUUUACCGACAAAUGCGCGUGGUGAAAAAGCUUUCCCAGUGGAUACAAAUAAUAUGCCAAUUUUUCCAUUCGACACAACGACUCAUUUGCCUACGUUCCCUGUAGAUGAAAAUGGGCAACCUGUAUUUCCAACUGGUGCUCUUGGAAGACCCAUCGUACCGAUCGAUUCAAACGGCCUUGCUAUAUUUCCUCGUGAUGCGAAUGGUCGGUUCAUAUUUCCAUCUGGACCGAAUGGCAGACCCACGGCACCCGUAAAUAUCUAUGGUGUCCCAGUAAUGCCGUUGGAUGAACAAGGCAAGCCAGUAGUACCUUACGAUGCAAGCGGAACACCCCUCAUUCACUUGGCUAGUGAUGGUAUGACUCCUCUCACUGAAGAAGAAUACCAGUACUCUUUGCAGUGGAACGACUAUUACAGCCGUUACUAUAAAAAUACCGCAGAACAAAAAGUAAGCAGUUCAAGUCAGUCUGGAGCGCAGCCAACGACUACGGACGAUACGUAUGAACAAAAAGCGAAGAAUAUGAAACUGCUGAAAAAGGUUCGGCCAGAAGACAUCGAUUUGCCACCGUGUGUGCCACCUCCACCGUCAACACAGCCUCCUCCGCCACUUCCGGACGGAUCUGCUUUAUCUGGUAAAGUUGAGAAAAAAGCAACUCCUGACCCUGCUCUGAAGGCAAAAACCAAAAAAAUGAUUGAAAUGCAGCUCAAAUUCUCGCGCAAAAAGUUGCGCAACGCAGUUCAUUCCUCAGUUGCAGUAGUGUCCUCUAGUGAAACGACAAAUACGUCUGUUGAGCAUACAAUAUCACCGCGACAACCGAGCGAUUCACCGGAAAAUAUUGACAAAGUAGAAUCACCAAAGGAACGUCCUCCUCCUCCUCCUCCAGUGCAUGUUCCAGCACUAAAUCUAUGUAUACCACCAGAACCUGAUAAUAAUACCCAAAUCAAGGAAUCAUUUAAUGCGGCCCUCGAUAAUGCACCGAAAUCAAUGGAUUCACGGAUUAUGCAGAACCUAAACAAAAAUCCCAGUGAUGAUUCAGGAGUAAAGGAAAAAAUCGCUGUCUUGCAGACCUCAGUUCAGACCUCUUCGACCCCUUGCAGACCUCAGUUGGGGCCCACCUCAGUUCUGAAUGUACCAGACAACGCAGUCAAAACAUCUGGCGAUAUGGCGAAGAACUUUGGAAGUCCAAAAUUAUUCUCCGACUUAUGUGGAAAUUCGAUGAAUGAAUUUCAAGUGGACAAUCAUGCCUUCGGAAAAGAAAUUAGGACGAAACUGGAUGAAUGCCUCAUUGAAUCAAGAGAUGGAAAAAUCACACCUGAAAAACAGUCGGAACCUGUUUUGACAGACGUCACUGUUACAUUAGAGGUUGUCUCGGAUGAGCACCCUCAAGAUAAGGAGAUUAUUGAGGAAGAAAAGGUGGCAACCAAAACAAGACCAUCUGUUGGUAACAGUUAUGAAUCAAAAAUCGAGAAUCAGACAUUGCGAAGGCGUGAUGACAAGAAUGAACUUAUUUCGGCUUCACAUGGAAAACGUUCUGAGAAGAAGAUGCGUCAUCGUGAUGCGUCGAAAGAGAGAAGACGAAGAACUGAGAGCGGCCACCGACGCCUUCGAAGUCGAUCAUCAUAUCGUGACUCACAUCGUAGAAGUCGUUCCCGAGGGGUGAAGCACAGAAGCCGUACUCGAAGUCGUACACCACGUGAUUAUUACUGCCGUAACAGAUAUCGUUCUCGAAGUCGAGAUCGAUUCUACAAACACGAGAGUUCUUACUACGACCGACGUGAUCGACGUUAUUGGACACCUGAUGCUGAAGACAGAUAUUCGUAUCGAAGACGACACUCCUCAUCUAGAGAGAGGUCUUCGCAACAUGAAAGGAGUACAAGCCGAGACUUAACGCCAACAGGUGACAAAUCAAGUAGAAGCCGUAGUUAUUACGAACGAUCAAAAAGUCGUACUGAAUCACCGGUUCCUUCGCGGCACUCUUCUGUUGCUCGUUCGAUUUCACAAUAUAAGACCACGGAUAGUCGUAAUCGAAGCUCCAGUCGUCGUAAUUCUGCUGAAUACGAUGUUUCACAAAUAACAGAACAUGAAUCCGGAAAAUCACCGCGACAACCAGCUGAAGAUGUGGAAUCCAUUGACGGUGCAAUUGAUAUGCACAAAUCAACCCAUCAUUCAGCAAGCCCUCGCAGUGAAAAGAGUUCGGUAAAAGGGCUUGAAGUUAAAGCUGAGAAAUCAAAGAAGCACAAAAAAACUAAAGAAAAGCAUAGAAAAAGAAGGAAGAGUCACCACAAAAAAAGAGAUAAAAAAAAGGGAAGUCCAUUUAUGGACGAAAGUGAAUUAGAUGAGAAAUACAAGGCGUCAUCAGUCCUGUCAGAAGAAACAGAUUUGAAUGUGAAUGCAUCCUCAAAUCAACUAGCAGAUGAGGGAGCACAAACAGUUCCCAACAAAGAGCUGAAUGACUUAAAAAAUGAGAGAACAAAAAAGAGGAAGGAGAAGAAAAAGAAGAAAGAACGUCACAAUACUAGCACGGAAAGAAGUGACGUUACGAAAAAGGCCUCACAGGAAACACUGGAAGAUGGUGAAAUCAUCACCGAAAAAGAUGUAUCGCCAAGAGUAAGAGGAAAAGUGGUUAAUUAUGCGACAUCGGAAUCAGAAGGGGAAGACAGUAAUACGAGAGAAUUGAAAAAUCCGAUUGAGCAACUAGCCGGAAAUUGUAACACAAAAGGUACUGUUCCCUCUACGAUAAAAUUUUCACUGAGUUCUAAAACGGCAGAAAGUCCUACCAAAGUUAAAGAGGAUUUUAACGAUGCUGAAAUUAUUCGGUCAUCAGUUUUAUCAUUCGAUCUUGUUGAUGAAGCACUGGUUCCUCCAGAUGAUACCACUAUGUCUAAAUUGGGAAAGAAAGCAAAACAAAAUUAUGAGCCUAUAAAUCCUAAGAGGGAGAUGAAAAUUACAGUGGACCUCGAAGAUGAUGGGAUUUCCAGUAAACUUAAAGAUUUGACCAGCGAUUUCAACGAAAUUACUGCUCGAGAAGCAGAAAAACUGAAGGCGGGUAAUAUCACGGAGGCAGUGAAUAAGCUGAAGGAACUGCGCGGAUACGUCAAGUCGAAAGUGGCAGUUUCGAAUUCUUCUACUGAAACAGAAGCAAUAAAACAAUUUAACACAGCAAGUGGUAGUGAUUCUGCUUACGCUGGGCAUAGUUUAGCCGAUGUUCCGUUACCAAAAGGAGUGCAGGUAGCAGUUGAUGUUACUGAACGAGUUGGACAAACUGCGACACCUGGAGUUCGAACCCAGGAAGCUUGUACUAGUGCUAAGAUCGAUUUAAAGGAUAGAGAUGUGAGAAGAAAAAAAGAAAUGCUUAAGCGAAAAUGGGAAGAAGAUGAAGAGGAUGAAUUGAGCAGACUAAGAUACGAAGCACUGCGAAGUAAAACACGAAGGUUGAUGAACGAUCUAAAAGCUGAACGGCGUCGCCUGAAAAGGGAGCGCCUGCGUGCUACCAUUGCAAUGCGACGAGCUCGUGAACGAUCGGUUGAUACUAGUGUAGAUGAGAUUUUGCUCGCCGAUACUUCUGACACUAGCGAAACAGAUGAUUCCGAGGACUAUUCACCCUCACAUAAGAGGAAGCUGCUGAAACGAAAACGAUAUGGUGGAAGAGAAGCCCUCAUUGUGCAUUCCAACACGAAUAAAAUAUGUGGAUUAAAACGACGUGUUAUUGAUGAUGGCAACAUCAAGCAGCAGCAAAAGCAGCAUCAAAAUGCAAUGAGCAGUGAGAAUCGAGAACAGCUGGAAUCAAAUGCUCCGAACAAUUUGAUUUUGGAACUUCAGCAGCGCAUAGGUGGAUCAAAUGAAGGCGCAUUAGCAUUGUUGGAACAGCUAAAGAAAUGUCUAAUCGGUGGAGCGGUGAGCUCGAAUAUACAUCUCAAUCCAGAAAUAAUUAGAAAAAAUGCUUAAACAUUGUUCUUUUUUUUCAUCUUCCGAACUUGUUAUUAUAUUUCCUAAUCAGCAGUUUAUUUUAAUUUCGACUACGGUAUUAUAGUAGUACUGACAAAUUUUCUUGGCUGUUCAUCGUUUUAUUUUAGCUUAAAUUUUCUGCAUCUCUUGGAACCAUUAUUGAUCAAUAAUGUAAUUUUCUUUUUGUUAUCAAUUUUGUUACAUUUCGUUUUGCACAGUGCAUGGAACAGAUACAAAUUAGUGAUUUUUAUUUGUGUUGGGAAGUAUUUUAUUAUUGUCUUGAAUAGAUUUUAUGCUCUAUCCAAUUGAAAUAAUGAAAUUGGUCAUUACUUUUUUUAACCCACAAAAAUUAUCUCUUUCUCACGAAGUAUCUUCAUUUAUCUUAUUCUCUUCUCUUAUGAUACUUAAAAGGUCAAUAAAUGAACUCAUGAGUAAUUCAGGCAGACUUCCAGAUGAGGAUGUUGGUUACUGUAUG